Molecule: messenger RNA, 889 nt
Organism: Emiliania huxleyi CCMP1516
Lineage: Eukaryota; Haptophyta; Isochrysidales; Noelaerhabdaceae
Exons: 4
Biological process (GO): tricarboxylic acid cycle; carbon fixation
Cellular component (GO): cytosol
Molecular function (GO): phosphoenolpyruvate carboxylase activity
Source: RefSeq, a predicted model, not a curated record
CUGCUACAGAUGAACGAGAAGGUCGGCUACCCUGCGGCGCGGCGGGCUCGCGCGGGUUCGAUGACGUCUUCCGCCGGCGACGUCAUUGGAGCGCUGCACAAGCCGCCUUCGAUGGCGCCGGCUGAGAAGGUCGCGGCGGACAUGCGACUCAUGCGCGUCCUCCUGCUAGACGCAAUCGCCCCCAAGCCCAGCGCAAAUGCGCCCGGCGAGUACGACGUGCUCAGCUCGAGUGAGCCGGAGGGCCACCUUCCGGCCGGCUCGCCGCUGGGCAGGCCGGAGCAACAGCCGGCGCUGGAGCGUGCGAUGAGCAGCGUAAUGCUCGACGGGCUGCCGCGGCUGCCGGCCAGCGUCACCGAGAUGCUCACCGAGGUGGGCUCCCUCCCGCAGGACGCGGCCGAGAGCCUGAGGCUGAUGAGCGAGCGCGCCGGCAACAUGGACGCGAGCACGUUGCUCUCGUCCGCCCAGUUGCUCGGCGAGCUGAUGAGCCAGGCGAACCUCGCGCUCGCCCAGCAGACCGUGCGCGCGUGGCGGGCAAACCUGCGCGCCGACGCGGGCUGCACGGAGGACACCUCCACCGGCGCGGUGGUUGGGAACCAGACCUUUCGGAUGGCCUUUGACGCGCUCCUCGCAAGUGGCCGCGCCGCCGCCGAGAUCCGCGACGCAAUCUCCGAGCAGGAGAUCGAGAUUGUGCUGACGGCGCACCCGACCGAGGCGCAGCGGCGGACGAUCCUCAAGAAGCACCAGCAGAUUGUGGCGCUGCUCGGCCAGCACGAUAAGGGCACAGUCCUCACCCCCGGCGAGGUGACCGAGCUCGAGGAGGCGAUCUCGCGCGAGCAGGCGCGGCGUGCGCACCUCCAAUGUGCGUCGCUCCAAGCCGACGGCGGAAGGC